Molecule: messenger RNA, 6112 nt
Organism: Clarias gariepinus (North African catfish)
Lineage: Eukaryota; Metazoa; Chordata; Actinopteri; Siluriformes; Clariidae
Gene: atp11c
Product: ATPase phospholipid transporting 11C
Exons: 31
Coding region: 491-3916 (1141 amino acids)
Biological process (GO): phospholipid translocation
Cellular component (GO): recycling endosome; plasma membrane; trans-Golgi network
Molecular function (GO): ATP binding; ATPase-coupled intramembrane lipid carrier activity; magnesium ion binding
Source: RefSeq, a predicted model, not a curated record
AGGCAGGCAGGCGGUGGGCGGCGUGCGAGCUAGAGAGACGUGCAUCCUCGCCGAGUGAACCGCUGUCACUUUGUUUUUUUUAUUCUUCUUCUUUAAUAAUAAUAAUAAAAAAAUCUCCUUAUCUGUAACCGUGUGCACUUCCGUGAGAGGGAGAGGGAUCUUUGAGGUGAAGUACAGCAACAGGGCGCAGUGCACGGUGCACGCGAUGCCGCUGAGCAACACGGGGAGCUCGCGCCACUAGCACCGGCGCCUCGCCGCUACUGCGGAAUAAAGCGACAUGCGAGGAGGUGAAGGAGGAGGAACAAGUGGAAGAGAAUACAGACCAUGGAGCUUCAGUGAAGCCGAGCAGAAAAGACAGAGCUAGCUAGGCUAACCGGCUUUAAUUGGCGUCAUACAUGCGAAGUUACUCGUGCUCAGAGCAAAAGUAGCGCGAGACAAAAGGAACUGCAGAGUCUUAGAGCGCGCGCCAAAGAAGACCGAAGAGUUGAGAAUGUUACGGAGAGGGCUGAAUUUGCUGUGUGGUGGGGAUGAGAAAAGAGUGGACAGCAGGACCAUUUACGUAGGACAUCGCACUUGUCCAGCCACCGAGAGCUUCAUCCCUCCUAAGUUCUGUGACAACAGGAUAGUGUCUUCCAAGUACACAAUAUGGAACUUCCUGCCAAAGAACCUGUUUGAGCAGUUCAGAAGAAUCGCCAAUUUUUACUUCCUUAUUAUAUUUUUGGUACAGGUUAUCGUGGACACCCCGACCAGCCCUGUGACCAGCGGCUUACCGCUGUUUUUUGUGAUAACGGUGACAGCUAUUAAACAGGGUUAUGAGGACUGGCUGCGGCACAAAGCAGACAAUGAAGUGAAUAAGUACCAAGUGCGGGUGCUGGAGAAUGGUCAGCCUGCACGAAAGGAGAGCGAGAAGAUUAAGGUGGGUGAUAUAGUGGAGGUUGUGGAAGAUGAGACCUUUCCCUGUGAUCUCAUUUUGCUGCAUUCCAGUCGAGACGACGAUACGUGUUUCGUCACCACAGCCAGUCUGGACGGGGAGUCCAAUCAUAAAACGCAUUACACUGUGCCAGAUACAGAGAAGGAUUUGCAGUCUCUCAUUGCUACCAUCGAAUGUGAGCAGCCGCAGCCCGACCUCUACAAGUUUGUGGGACGGAUGCACAUUUACCAACCCGAGCAGGAGUCACCAGUAAGAUCUUUGGGUCCAGAGAAUCUGCUUCUGAAAGGUGCAACCUUGAAAAACACUAAGAAGAUUUAUGGUGUUGCAGUGUACACAGGCAUGGAGACUAAAGUGGCUCUCAACUACCAGUCCAAGUCUCAGAAACGCUCAGCUGUCGAGAAGUCUAUAAAUGCUUUCCUGCUGGUUUAUCUGUCCAUCCUGAUCAGUAAAGCAGUGGUGUGCACCACACUUAAGCACAUUUGGCAGAACCGAGAGGGACCUGACAAGGCCUGGUACAACCAGGAAACCCAGAAGGAGAAGGAUACUAAUUUGUAUCUGAAGAUGUUUACAGACUACCUCUCCUUCAUGGUGCUCUUCAAUUUCAUCAUCCCUGUAUCCAUGUACGUCACUGUGGAGAUGCAAAAGUUUCUGGGUUCCUUCUUUAUCACCUGGGAUAAGGAUUUCUUUGACCCUGAGAUUAAGGAGGGGGCCCUGGUUAAUACCUCUGACCUCAAUGAGGAGCUCGGUCAGGUGGAGUACAUUUUUACUGACAAGACGGGGACGUUGACCCAGAACAACAUGGAGUUCAUUGAGUGUUGUAUAGACGGUUUUCAGUAUAAGAACACGGAGAGCAUGAGUGAGGUGGAUGGGUUCUGUGUGACAGAUGGGGCAGUAAACAAACUGCAUCAGAAAGCUGGGCAUGAAAAGGAAGAGCUUUUCCUGCGGGCUCUGUGUCUAUGCCACACAGUGCAGGUAAAAGAGGCAGGCCAGAUUGAGAUUGACAGCAUUGACCAAAUAGAUGGGCUGGAUGGAGGGCACUCUCAGCAGGCCGAGCAGACAGGAUAUAUUGCCUCUUCUCCUGAUGAGGUGGCUUUAGUUAAAGGAGCCAUGCAAUACGGGUUCACCUUCAUGGGUUUGGACAGUAAAACAAUGAAGAUAAGAAACAGGCAAAAUGACGUAGAAGUAUACGAGUUGCUUCACGUGCUCAACUUUGACCCUGUGCGGCGGAGAAUGAGUGUCAUAGUCAGGACCAAGAUGGGUGAGACCCUGCUUUUUUGCAAAGGGGCAGAUUCCUCUAUCUUUCCCAGAGUUAGACAAGAUGAAGUGGACAGAAUCCGCAGGCACGUGGAGCGCAACGCUACGGAAGGCUACAGGACCCUGUGUGUGGCCUAUAAGCAGCUUAGCCCAGAGGAGUUUGCAGCAGCAGACACAAGUCUACAGGAAGCCAGACUGGCUUUGCAGGAUCGUGAGGAGAAGCUUACCGCUGUGUACAACCAGGUGGAGACAGACAUGAGCCUGAUUGGAGCCACAGCAGUAGAGGACAGAUUGCAGGAAGAGGCUGCAGAGACAAUGGAAGCCCUACAUGAAGCUGGGAUGAAAGUGUGGGUUCUCACUGGUGACAAGAUGGAGACGGCCAAGUCCACAUGCUACGCUUGUAGGCUGUUUCGGAGCGGCACACAGCUGCUGGAGCUGACAGUGCGCACACUGGAGGAAGAAGGAAAAAGUCGUGAGCAAAGACUCCAUGAGCUCCUUCUGGAUUACCACAGGACAGCCGUGCAGGACGCAGCGCCUGUCAAAGCUGGAAUCACUAGGAGCUGGUCCACGGCCAGUCAGGAGUAUGGCUUCAUCAUAGAUGGCGCCACACUGUCUUUAGUGAUGAACAACUCUCCUGAUGCAAACUCCAGUAGCUACGAGAGCCUCUUCCUACAGAUCUGCCAGAACUGCACGGCUGUGCUCUGCUGCCGCAUGGCACCACUGCAGAAGGCGCAGAUAGUGAAAAUGGUGAAAAAUUCUAAGGGAUCUCCCAUCACCCUGUCCAUUGGAGAUGGUGCGAAUGAUGUCAGUAUGAUCCUGGAGGCUCAUGUGGGCAUUGGUAUAAAGGGUAAAGAGGGGCGGCAGGCAGUCAGAAACAGUGACUAUGCCAUACCUAAACUGAAACACUUAAAAAAGCUAUUGCUGGUGCAUGGCCACCUCUACUACGUCCGCAUCGCCCACCUCGUGCAGUACUUCUUCUAUAAGAACCUCUGUUUCAUUUUACCUCAGUUCCUGUACCAGUUUUUCUGUGGCUGCUCUCAACAGCCCCUGUAUGACGCAGCCUAUUUGACGAUGUACAACAUUUGCUUUACCUCGAUGCCUAUCUUGGCAUACAGCUUGCUGGAGCAGCAUAUAGCAAUUGAGGUCCUGCUACAGAGUGCAAAUCUUUACAAGCAGAUAGCAAAGAAUGCUAUGUUACAAUGGCGCCCAUUCGUCUGCUGGACCAUAUUGGGGCUUUUCCAGGGACUUGUCUUCUUCUUUGGUGUCAAAUUUUUGUACACCAACCCAGCACUGCAGGACAAUGGCCAGGUUUUUGGAAAUUGGUCCUAUGGAACAACGAUUUUUACAGUCCUUGUUUUUACUGUCACACUAAAGCUGGCCUUGGACACACGACACUGGACGUGGAUCAACCACUUUGUGAUCUGGGGCUCACUGGCCUUCUAUGUGUUCUUCAGCUUCUUCUGGGGAGGCAUAAUCUGGCCAUUCCUAAAACAGCAGAGGAUGUACUUUGUCUUUGCUAACCUGCUUAGCUCGGUGUCUGCCUGGCUGGUCAUCAUCCUCCUCAUCCUCCUCAGUCUCCUUCCUGAAAUUUUACUUGCGGUCCUGCGUAAGCCCAAAACCCCUCGCAUUCAACAGAAGAUGCCGGCUCACUCGGGUGUGAGGGGCAGCCAGUCUUCAGCCAGGCCUCUGCUCAUGAGAACCUUUUCAGACGAGUCCAAUACUGUGAUAUGAACAGCUGUCAGAGGACGCCCUCCUUCAUGCAGACAGAUCGCCACCAUCACCACAUUGUCCUACAAGCUUCUGAGAGAACGCUACUGAAGAACUACUGGCUGAGUAUCCUCCUGCCUGGUCAAAAAAAAAAGAGAACAGACAAGAAAUUCUGAGCAACCAAAUGAACAUGUAUAUCAAACCAACAAAGCCUUUUCAUACCAGGCCUGGAUCCAGCAGUCUGGCAGCACUCGAGUAUUAUUUUUUUCUUGCUCUUCCUUCAUUCUUUAUGUUAUGACUUCACAUUUGCACACUGUGGCGCUGGUCCUCAUAGCACGUGCCACUCGUCACCCACAAUCUUUCCAUGAACCAUGCGCCACUUCUUGCUCCUGCAUGGGAACAGCUGUCACCAGAGCCACAUUUCCCAUCGUCCCAGCUGGUUAUCCUUCCAGGGUUUUAGUUUAGCUAAGUCAGAUAUCCAAGAUUGUGGGCUUUCUUGAACAUGCUGUAUUGAUGGGACCUGACCCUACUGGUUUACAAAGCCUUUCACCAUGCUGUGUGUCUACUUUUGUUAAGCAAGAGGUGUGAACAUCUUUUCGUGUGUGUGUGUGUGUGUGUGUGUGUGUGUGUGGUCAAAUCACAUAUUCUAAUGUGUGCCAUCUAUUCGUUAGAUUUCAGUUAUAAAUUCGGGUGCAAAUCAUAGUUUCUAAUGAUGCAGGGAUCACUAAGACAUUGGAUUAUGGUUUAAUUGUUGAUAAGUGGUUGUGUAUGUCCAUCAAGUGUUUGCAUGGAACAAAAAAAAAGACUCCUGGGAGUGCCUGCUCUCCUCCAUACCCAGUCCUGGACGUGUGAUAGUGUUUUAAUGCAUUUUAUGAAAGAUAGACUGUGACAACCUUUAAAUUAAAACAUAUUCAAACAGAGUUUAGAACAUAGUGCCAGUGUUUUCUCUCCGUAUUGGCACAGGAUCAGUUUUCACUCUUUAUUGUUUUAGCCUUCAACAUAAGCAUAGCAUUGUCUUCUUUUUACCCUUCCUACUUUACGCUUCUUCCUACAUUCCAUUUCUACCUGCCUUAUUUUCUAUCACCAUGUCGAUUAGUACUGAUUUUCCCUUGAUGGUGUGAUUUUAUUUGACAUAUUUAUUUAAGUAGUUUUAGUCACAAAGGCUCUAUUUUUUAUGACAUGUAUCUUUUUAUCUUCAGGAACAGUAAGUUUAGCCUGUGUAAUCCCACAUGCUGGGUUAAUCUGAGGUUUGAGAGCAGGAAUAGCUGUUAGACCAGCGUUUCACACGUAACUCGGUUGGUUAAAUAUUUGAACGUGCACGAGGUCACAUCUCAAUACGCCCUUUAAUGAAAGCUGAAUGAUUAUUUGCAUAUGUAUGUAUUUGCUAGUAGCCCAAAGUGGGCAGUGAUUUUUGGCAUGUUUUUUUUUUUUUUUUUGUUGUUUUUUUUCCAUUGUUGUUUGAAAUUUGAAAUCAUUCAGAUCUGGAAGGCGUUGUGCCCCGUUACGGCUUAAACCGAUUUAAACCAGCUAUCUGUGCAUUACUGUGAGAGCAGUGGCGUGUGUUAGACCUCUGACUGUGUUAUGAUGCCAAGCAUCUUAAGCCCAGAUUUCAGUUCACCUACGAGCACUUUCUUAUUCUAUCAUUUAUUGCUGUUUUAAGAAAAGAAUAUACAUAAAAGCUCUAUGUUGCAUUUUAUUUCUUUUUUUAUUUUAUUUAAUUUUAAAGAUUUAUGUGCAAAUGUCCAGGUUACACAGCCAUUUAGCAGUGCAUUUUAAGAUAAAGUCUUAUUACUCUGAGUCAUGGUGCAUAUACUGUACCAUGUUCAGCUGUUUGUGUGUCUGUGUGUAUAGAGCUCGGAAUUAGAAUGGGUGAAUGGGACCUGCUUGCAAUGUGUCAGAUACCUUUAAAUUACAUCAGAGAUGCUAUUUUCACAGCUUAUAACAGAUUGAUUGUCAUAAUUGCCUGAAAACAAAAAGAAAUGUCGACUGUAUUUUUAAUGAAACUUUUUCCAAGCUAUUUUGUAAGAAAAUGGGGUAAAGUGUCAAAAAAAAAAAAAAAAAGGUGUAAGACUGCCUGAGGGUGAAAACUGUCAGGGUGUGGUGCUCAUGACAGCCAUGUCCUCUGUGUCAGGACCCUCAGACUCUUACAUUCUGAGCUGAAUGUACCUCUUUAACAGUCUGUUCCAAAAAAAAAACUUUAUAUAAUAAAACUGUUUUGAA